This is a messenger RNA of Phytophthora sojae, 417 nucleotides long. RefSeq lists its product as hypothetical. NCBI's taxonomy places the organism in Eukaryota, Oomycota, Peronosporomycetes, Peronosporales, Peronosporaceae. The coding region runs from base 1 to 417 and encodes 138 amino acids. The record is from RefSeq and is a predicted model, not a curated record. The transcript has 2 exons.
AUGUUGGUCGGCUUACCUUCGAGCUCCGAGAACGGUGGAUACUUUGUUAUCAGUAGGUGGCUGUACCGAACCGCUACACUCUCACGAUGGCACUCGCGAACUUGCCGAUGCAAGUCACGCCACCAACGAGCAAGACACAGAUCGAUGGGGGCCCAAGCGGCAGUCCUGAGCGAGGUGGCGGUGGUCGACCCCACCACCAACGACCCGAGUCGUGAGCGUGGACUUCUGGUCGAGCAAUGCCGAGACGAGGACCUCUACGAGCGAAGAACGAUCAAGCAGAAGGUCGUUCUGGGCAUCCUGUACGCCGUUGUGGCCCUCGAAGCGCUCUACUUGGUCGGGCUCGUCGUCAUGUACAUCACCGACUGGUUCGUCCUUCUUCUAGCUGCGGCUCAGAGACUAAAGCGGCUUCGCUCGUAA